Molecule: messenger RNA, 996 nt
Organism: Penicillium mononematosum
Lineage: Eukaryota; Fungi; Ascomycota; Eurotiomycetes; Eurotiales; Aspergillaceae
Exons: 3
Coding region: 1-996 (331 amino acids)
Source: RefSeq, a predicted model, not a curated record
AUGGUGAUGCUCCGCCUGACCGCCGAGCAGUACCGGACGCUGCCCAUUCUGGUAGACGAGAAUACAUGCAUCGGCAAAACCUAUGUCAUCACGGGUGGAAACGGCGGCCUGGGCCUCGAGACGGCGCGACACCUGGUCGCGGCGUCAGCCGAAUGCGUUGUGCUGGCGGUGCGGAACCUCAAGGCGGGCGAGGCUGCCAAAAGUGAUAUUGAGAAGACGACUGGCCGCAAGGGGAUUGUCCAGGUACGGCAUAUAGACAUGUCAACCUACGCGUCCGUCCAGAACUUCGUGAAGAAAUUAGCAGAGGAAUUUGACAGGGUUGACGGUUUCAUCUGCAAUGCCGGGAUCAUGAUCGACGCGUGGUCGCAGUCCGAAGGCAUGGAGACGAGCAUAUUCGUCAAUGUCAUUAACACUGUGUUCCUCGGCGCUCUCAUGAUGCCCAAACUCAAAGAGUGUGCCAGGAAGUUCAACAUCAAGCCCACUCUCGUUUUUAUCGUCAGUGUUCUUGGAUACACUGUCAAGAGCGAAAUGGAUAAGAGCUGCAACGGCGCCAUCCUUGACGGGCUUAACGACCAGAAGCGGGCCAACAUGGACUCGAGAUAUGCUCUCAGUAAGCUCGUCGAAGAGUGCGCCGUACGCCAGUUUGCAGCCCUCUGCCCUGUCGAGCACACAGGCGUCGUCAUCACCAUGGUCGCUCCAGGUCUUUGUACCACCGGCCUGGGCCGCGAUGCACGGACUUUCACCAAAAUUAUGCACGAGGCGGUCCGGGCCAUGAUGGCCCGAACCGCAGAGGUUGGCAGUCGUACCUUCCUACACGGGCUGGUGGUGGGCGAAGAGGGCCACGGCAAGCUGCUUUCCGGCUGUAAGAUCAAGGAGUUUUGGGUGCCCACGUGGCUUUCCAACGAGGAGGGCCUGAAGCUGCAGAAGGGCAUCUGGAGUGAGAUCGUUGCCAAGCUAGAAUCUGUGCAGCCGGGCUGCAUCUCACAGCUGAAGUAG